Messenger RNA from Acanthosepion pharaonis, 1434 nucleotides. Lineage: Eukaryota; Metazoa; Mollusca; Cephalopoda; Sepiida; Sepiidae. The record is from the annotation of a GenBank genome assembly.
AUGCGCCAUUCACUCGAGUAUAAACCUGUCCCAAAUGUGCCCAUUCACUCGAGUAUAAACCUGUCCCAAAUGUGCCCAUUCACUCGAAUUUAUCUACUUUCACUUUCACUUUUGUUAAGGUUCUCAUUUUUGUUCUUUUUCUUUUUUCCUUUAACGUCAUUCCAUUCCUUUCUUUUCCACAAUUCGUUUCCUUUUUUGACACUUGUUUCCUUAUUCGCAGUUUGUUUUUCUCUUUCCCUUUCUCCUCUCUUCUUUUUGCUUUGUCCGUCCUCGUCGUUUUCUCGCUAUUCCAAAUGUACUACCCGCUAUUUUUAUUCUUUUUCUCUAUCUCCCCCUUAUCAUUUCUAUUGUAUCAGUAUCGCAAUUCUUAUUUUAAUUACGAGCCUACGUACAGAGAAAACUGUCAUAGAAUUUUUCGUCUUUAUGUGCCGUGUUCUUUUCUUCUUUUCUUCUUCUUUUUUUUCUUCUUUUCUUCUUUUUUUUUUUUUUUUUUUUUUUUUUUGUGAUGAUGUUGGGGCUUCCGCGGAUUUCCGAUUCGUGCGCUACCCUGUUGACGCGGCAGGGGAUACACCGGCGUCAUCCCAACUAGUUGUCACUUUUUUUUUUUGUUUGUUCUUUUUUUUUCUUAUUUUUCUUUUUUUUACUUCUUUCUUUUUUUUCUUUUUUCUUUUUUUUCUUGUUUCUUUUUUUCUUGUUUCUUUCUUUUCUUGUUUCUUUCUUUUCUUGAUUCUUUCUUUUCUUGUUUCUUUCUUUUCUUGUUUCUUUCUUUUCUUGUUUCUUUCUUUUCUUGUUUCUUUCUUGUUUCUUUCUUUUCUUGUUUCUUUCUUUUCAUUCUUUUCUUGUUUCUUUCUUUUCUUGUUUUUCUUUCUUUUCUUUUUUUCUUUCUUUUCUUUUCUUUUUCUUUUCUUUUUCUUUCUUUUCUUUCUUUUCUUGUUUUCUUUUCUUUUUUUUUUCUUGUUUCUUUCUUUUCUUUCUUUUCUUGUUUCUUUCUUUUCUUUCUUUUCUUGUUUCUUUCUUUUCUUUCUUUUCUUGUUUCUUUCUUUUCUUUCUUUUCUUGUUUCUUUCUUUUCUUUCUUUUCUUGUUUCUUUCUUUUCUUUUUUCUUUUUUCAUUUUUUCUUUUUUUUCUUUUUUCUCUUUCCUUUCUCUUUCCUUUCUUUUUCUCUUUCCUUUCUUUUUCUCUUUCCUUUCUUUUUCUCUUUCCUUUCUUUUUCUCUUUCCUUUCUUUUUCUCUUUCCUUUCUUUUUCUCUUUCCUUUCUUUUUCUCUUUCCUUUCUUUUUCUCUUUUCUUUCUUUUUCUCUUUUCCUUUCUUUUUCUCUUUUCCUUUCUUUUUCCUUUCUUUUUCUCUUUUCCUUUCUUUUUCCUUUCUUUUUCUCUUUUCCUUUCUUUUUCCUUUCUUUUUCUCUUUUCCUUUUCUCUUUUCCUUUUCUUCUGA